This is a messenger RNA of Panicum virgatum (switchgrass), 990 nucleotides long. RefSeq lists its product as uncharacterized. The coding region runs from base 197 to 667 and encodes 156 amino acids. The record is from RefSeq and is a predicted model, not a curated record. NCBI's taxonomy places the organism in Eukaryota, Viridiplantae, Streptophyta, Magnoliopsida, Poales, Poaceae. The transcript has 2 exons.
GGAUGCCCGAGCCCGAGCCCAGCCAGAGAUCAGCACAGCAGAGUGGGAGAGGUAAGCGAAACGCACUACGGCAGAGACGGAGGCGGCGUCCCCUGCCGGGCCGUUUCCCCCUCGGGGUGUCCGGGUGGGCAGCUAGCUAGCGACCAGCGAGAGCGGGGUCAGGGGCAGGGGCGGGGUGCCGAGCUAGCGAGCCGACAUGAGCUUCAGGCUCGGGGCCGAGGAGGGGGACGAGGAGCUGUUCGAUACGGCGUCGGCCGUCUCCGGCGGCGGCGACUCCGACGCCGACGAGGGGGACCAGGACCACUUCCCGGACGGCGGCGCGGGCGGGCGCGGCCAGCGCGCGUUCGUGCCGCAGCCGCUGCGGAGGAUGAACUCGGACAGCAUCUACGACAUGACGUCCAUGAUGUCGCAGCUCCCGCCCAAGAAGGGCCUGUCGCGGUACUACGAGGGCAAGUCCCAGUCGUUCGCGUGCAUGUCGGAGGUGCGCUGCCUGGAGGACCUGCGCAAGAAGGACAACCCCUACAAGCAGAAGGUCAAGUCGUGCAAGAGCUACGCCGCGCUGGGAGGGAUGACCAAGAAGCCCUCCUCGGGCUCCUGCGCGAACCUGAGCCUCGAGGCCGCCAGCGGCUUCAGGACGCCGCCGAUUCAGAACGGGUACCAUCAGUAGGCCGGCCGGCGGCUGGCUUGGACCUGGAGGGCGCUGCAGGAAUGUUUUUGUUCUUGAGUGAGGAGGGUCUCUGAACUUUGUUUUUUUUCCAUUUCUUUUUCGCUUCUCUUCCCACUUCUUCUGCGGGAAAUUUCUUCACGGGCGCAUUAGUCCGUGAGAAUUUUAAGAGGUGUUUAACUGUUUCUUGCUCCGCUAUCACUAGAGGAACCUAGGCCAUUUCACACGUUUGCUAUUCGGCAAGCGGGGAAAACUCUUCUAUGUGUACUGUAAAUACGGAGCACAACAGUUCCAGUCAGAAAAUCAUCGACCAUUUACUUUGUUCA